UUAGCGGUUAAUAAUGUUAAUAUCUUUUGAAAUAGGAUAAAUAUGAAAUAUUUCAUUUUAUCGUCAUGAAUGAUUUAAUAGAAUAUGAAGAUUUUUUACCUAGCGUUAGAAAGUCUUUAUAUGGAAAAGCUCAAGUUGGUGUAAAACCAAACAAAAAGGCUCAUCGAAAGUUAAAGAAAGUUAAAUUUAAUACUGACCAUAUUAGAGAUAAUAACAGUUCAAAAUCUGAACUUCAAAGUACGAAAUCAGAAAAAUUGAAGAGUAGAAAGAAUACCCCGUUUAAAAAGAAAAUAAAAAAAGAGCCGCUAUUGCAUGAGGUUGAUUCUUGGAGUCAACCACAAAAACUUGAAAAAGAUGGACAUAAACAUAUUCAAAAGAAAAAACCUAAGAAGGUGGUUAUUUCAUUUAGUAGUAGCAGUGACUCUUUUGAUGAAGACUUAAAGGAUGCUCAAUUGACUCCAUCAAAGUCCGAGUUGGAAACUUUCCAAAAUACCAUUAACAAAUCUUUUAAAAGGAAGUUGAGUGAUAUGAUUGAAUCAAGUGGUGAAGAUGACGAAGAUGAAAGUGGCGAUAAUUUUGAUUUAGAAACAUAUUUUAAUACCCAUGAAAUCAGUGAUCUAAAUGAAUCAGUUACAGAAGCCCAUUCAGGAAUUGACCAUGAAUUUUUAAGUGACUAUGCUAUAGACGUUAAAAUUAUGGAAAGUGAUUCUUUGUGCAAUCAGAAAGAAGCUGUUAAAAUUGAAACUGUUAAUGUAGGAGAGAGUGAUGAAGAUUUGAAUGAAGAUAUUGUUUCUGAAUUCAGUACUGAGAAGAAGAUUGAAUUAAUAACCGAUAAAAUUCAAGAGGCAGUUAUAAUCAGUGAUGAUAACUGGAAAGAAACUAGCUUCACGAGUCUCGAAGACAGCCAGCAGUUUCAAGAAGAUAAUCUUUUAAAAGAAACUAAUUCUACAGACUUUGAAGAAAAUCUGAAGUUUCAAGAAGAUGAACUUUCAAAUUCAACUGCAGAGUAUCAUGAUUUUGGUGAUAAGAAAGUAGUUGUUUUAAAUAGAAAUCAGUCCAUAUCAUUUCACGGAUUGUUCAACUUAAAAGUUUUAUAUGGAAAAAUUGAAGUACUUGGUGGUAUUUUAGACAGCAGUUCAAAUGCGGCAAAUUUAUAUUCUCCACGAGGUUCUGCAUUAUUAUACAUAAAAAAUGUAACACAUUUUCAAGACACUGACGAAACUAUAAAUGUCAGUCAGUUAAUUUCCACUAAAAAUAAUUUAGAAAAAGAUAUAUUUGUAGAAGCAAAUUGUGGAGUUGUACUGUGUUCUAAGUUAGAAGAUACUAAACUGUUAUUUUUAGAGAAAUAUGUUCCUCAAAAAAUAUUUCCAAGAUUGGAAAACGAUAAUGCACCUCAGGUAAUUUUUGAACCGACUGGAAAUUUAAAUACAAUAAAAACAAGUUCUGUUUGGGAUGAAGUCCUUGACGAUGUAGAUUGGAAUACCAAAUUAAUGAUAACCGGUGGAAAAGGUGUAGGAAAAAGUACUUUACUGAGAUUUGCAAUUAAUAGACUUCUAAAUAAAUUUGAUAAAAUCAGGGUGUUGGACUUGGAUCCUGGUCAGUCAGAAUUUACAGUGCCAGGCUGUGUUUCCGUUGUAACCGUGACGGAGCCUAUUUUCGGACCAAAUUUUACUCAUUUGAAAAAGGCGAACAGGUCUCUUCUAUCUAAUAUCAACGUCGCACAUGAUCCUCGGGCUUACAUAAAUUGUAUAAAAUCCAUCGUCGCCUAUUUGGAAACCUUAGAGGAGUGUCCAAUUUUAAUUAACUACAUGGGUUUCGUACAAGGAAUCGGCCUUAAUAUAGUCACUUCGGUGAUAAAAUGCAUACAGCCAACUGGUAUCAUUCAGAUAUGCAGCAAGAACCAGAAGAGAAAUUUUAAAGAUGAUUUAACGUAUAAGGUCGUGAAAGAAAAUUGUACGCUGUUUUGUGACGAUCAGCUGGAAUUGAAUUAUAAGUUGUACAAGGUACCCGCGCUGAACGAUGAGAAUGACGGAUGGACACUCGAACCUCGUCAGUCCAGAGAAAUGUACGUUUUGGCGUACUUUGGCCAGAUGAUGCGAAAUGGGGUGAAUUCGUUAACAAGUUGUGACGUACCCAUGUAUGAAGUACAUCUGCCCUCGAUAAAAAUUACAAAUCUGCAAGGAGAAGACGUAGCUCCUGCUGUGACUAAUGCAAAUAUGGUAGCUUUGUGUUACUUACAACAAGAAUUAAAUGUUUUUAGAUGUAUGGGUUAUGGUGUUGUUAGAGGAGUAGAUUUAGAGAGCAACAAGUUGGUGUUAGUAACACCAGAAGAGAUCAAGGUUUUAGAAGACGUUUAUUAUUUGGUAAUGGGGAGCGUUUUUCUGCCACCGGCGAUUUAUAUGGCCCCGGAUGACGUGACUGGAACCAUUCCUUAUGUUAUGGAGGGGGAGCUCGUAUCACUUGGCCAAAUUACAAAAAGAUCCUAUUUGCCUGCGAACAAAAAGUGAAAAAUACGUUUUUAAUAUUGUUUUAUUUGUUUUUUUUUUGAGUUGAUAUUUUUGUAUUAAGAUUUGAAUA
Anoplophora glabripennis (Asian longhorned beetle) is the source of this 2577-nucleotide messenger RNA. Its product is annotated as polynucleotide 5'-hydroxyl-kinase NOL9. Gene Ontology annotation, cellular component: nucleus. Lineage: Eukaryota; Metazoa; Arthropoda; Insecta; Coleoptera; Cerambycidae. The coding region runs from base 66 to 2507 and encodes 813 amino acids. The transcript has 4 exons. Gene Ontology annotation, molecular function: polynucleotide 5'-hydroxyl-kinase activity. Gene Ontology annotation, biological process: cleavage in ITS2 between 5.8S rRNA and LSU-rRNA of tricistronic rRNA transcript (SSU-rRNA, 5.8S rRNA, LSU-rRNA). The record is from RefSeq and is a predicted model, not a curated record.